Messenger RNA from Recurvomyces mirabilis, 2610 nucleotides. RefSeq lists its product as uncharacterized. The transcript has a single exon. Lineage: Eukaryota; Fungi; Ascomycota; Dothideomycetes; Mycosphaerellales; Teratosphaeriaceae. The coding region runs from base 1 to 2610 and encodes 869 amino acids. The record is from RefSeq and is a predicted model, not a curated record.
AUGGCGGCCGUUGCCAGCGCUGCACAUGCGCAGUGCAUGAACGGCACAUCAUCGCCGGCUGGCGCAGAAGAUGAGGAGCUCUACUCGCAAUUGUUGAGGAUACAGGAUGCUGUGCUUGCCGGCACGCAUCCGCAGUUCACGCUACCUGCUACUGCUAUUGCACAACUUCAGGCCGCUUUGAUUGCGCCAGAGAAUGAUGCCGCUCAUGCUACUAACCACGCUUCCUCGAUCACAGCAUCUGCCAAUGGCCAGGUCGUGCCAAGUACCCAUGCUGGCCUUGACCCGAUCUUUCUGCAAAAGUCGGAGCAUCUUGUAAGAGCAGAGCGAGCAAUCAAGCGGCAGCGCCUCGAACACGAUGUACAGGCCCUGGGAGAACAGCGCAAGCAUUUUCGGUUCGGCAAGGACGCUGAUGCGGAUCUGCUGACGCCUGUAGCGGUCGAUGAGGUGUUGAAGGCGGCGCUGGAACGUGUCAAGCCAGUAUCUGGUCUGAAGCCGACACAGGCAGCAAGUGUCAGCUCGUUCGAUGAGAAUGACUAUUAUUCCAGUCGAGCUCCCAGCCCCUGGUCUGAUGAUGCCUGUGAACAAAGCUCUGACAGGGCUGCAGAUGCUUUCACAGCCAACUUCGAGCGCCUCGGUGCUGCUGGGCACUUAGCACAUGCUGGCCCUUCUGCAGAACGCAUACGUCCGCACGAUCCUCGAAAAGGAGCGCAAGUAUAUGACGGAGAGGAUGAUGAUUUGUACGAGCCAGAGGACGAUGAAGACGACGAGUACGUGCCGCCAGGUCCUGCUUUCGUAGGAGCUUCACGACAAGGUGGUCCAGCCACUGGCUAUGCGCAACCACUUCUGGACGAGGACGACAAUUCGGACUACGAACCUGGUGAGAUAACACAGGAUAGUACAGUGCCUACGCCAAACCAGCUUCUUUCACAUCCUACCCAGCCAUCACCACGAGUGCCUGUCAUCCGCAACCAUCUUACUCACAUCGCCGCGCCACAGCCGAAUCGGGUUUCGCCACUAGCCACUGCAAAAGGUCCCAGUAUUGAGCUGGAGCUUGUUAAUGGUCGUCCGGAAAUCGUCAAAACCCGGCCGCAGUACAGGUCAGUUCCACAGCAGUCCCGCGCGUCCACUGCGUCACCAGUCAAUGGUGUAGCCGGCAGCGGCAGAAAGAAGCGCAAUAAGAAGCGCAAGCGUGACUUUGAGCCUCUAAAGAACACAAAGAAGCGACGUGACAGACUUGUUGCACAUUCGCCGCUUUCACCUGCCCACCGCGAGCCGUACAUCAAGGAUGAGCCUGUCUCGCCACCACCGUUCAGUUCUCUUCCGGACGUGCCACAGUAUCAGCAACAACCGGAAUACAGACCAGCACCCACACAGAUUGACUUGCUUUCACUUGCUCAGCCUCUUCGACCGCAGUAUAUUACCGAACAACCACGAUCCGGGCUAAGGUAUGAGUACGCACAGCCUGCUUCGCCUGCAGUAGUCCGUGUGGCAUCGCCAAGUACAUACCGACCUGUGCAGCGCGAUACGCAAGAUCUCAGACGUGUUGCUAGCAUGCAUUAUGCGCAGCGAGCUCCUUCGCCCACACAGCGCAUCUACUCUCCUGUGGGGCCAUAUCGAGCAGCCUCGGCAGCAUAUCCAUCGGCCCAGCACGCACCACAUUCUGAGCCUGUAGAGCAGCCGAGAUAUGCUGAGGUACAAGGAGACCCUCGUGUGCAAUAUGUACGUGCGCCUUCGCCCUCACGGAUACAGGAGUAUCGCGAGACAUACUCGCGUGCUGCCAGUCCGGCUAUCAUGGCCCCACCUCCUCCACCUCCUCCACCACAAGCACGACGCAUUGUGGUAGAUCAGUACGGCAACCGCUACUAUGCUGCUGAGCCAGCACAAGCACCCUCUUCGGCCUCAUUAGCACCAGAACCGCAGCCAAUGUACGAGCGGGCACCAAGCCGGAUGUCUGUAGCCUAUGCACCCGAUCCGGCCCCUCGUCACGAACCUUACUACCCACGCAUGGCGCCCCCACCAACGCCCCAGCGGGCUGAGGUCGAGUAUGUUGACGCCAAUGGCUAUCGUCUGGCAGAGUACCAACCACAGCAGUCGGAGCAUGUACGCUACAGCACUGUGGCACCCACUUCUCCCACAUACCAGGACGCGCCUCGAUAUUCGAUGGCGCCACCAGCACCACCUACUGCAGAGGAAAGAACAUCGCCAGUAUACCAGCAAAUCCCACGCUACGAGCCAAUGCCACCACCUCAGGCCCCACCACAACGUGUCGAGGCCACCUCGCCAGUCUAUCAGCAGAUUCAACGCGCCUACAGCGUUCGACCAGAAGCCAUGCACGCCCCUUCCGCACCGCCAUCAGGCUAUAUACGCCAAGCGAGCGUGGCGCCGGUGCAGUAUAGAAGCUAUGAGAUGGCGCCUCCACCUAUACCGCAGGUCACAAGGGCUGUUAGUGUGGCGCCAGUAGAGUACGGAGGUCAGCCACAGCAGCCUAUGUAUGGGUAUGCUCCGCAGCCGCAAGUGCAGCAGGUGCAGCAGGCUGUGAGAUACGUUGAUCAGUAUGGUCGCGAGGUAGAUAUGCAGGCUUUGAGGCAAGGGAGUGUCGCGAGGUAUUGA